Hipposideros armiger (great roundleaf bat) is the source of this 1082-nucleotide messenger RNA. RefSeq names its product galectin 3 (gene LGALS3). Lineage: Eukaryota; Metazoa; Chordata; Mammalia; Chiroptera; Hipposideridae. Gene Ontology annotation, molecular function: IgE binding; laminin binding; disaccharide binding. The transcript is spliced from 6 exons. Gene Ontology annotation, cellular component: immunological synapse; nucleus; cytoplasm. Gene Ontology annotation, biological process: negative regulation of extrinsic apoptotic signaling pathway; neutrophil chemotaxis; positive chemotaxis. Bases 97 to 924 code for a protein of 275 amino acids. The record is from RefSeq and is a predicted model, not a curated record.
UAUUUGAGGUGCGAAGCCACCGCCCCGUCGGGGAGAGCAAGACCUCACCAGGAGCCGCUACCAGCGUGAGCAAGCGAGUGUCCAGACUUGGGGAAAAUGGCAGACAAUUUUUCGCUUAAUGAUGCCUUAUCUGGGUCUGGGAACCCAAACCCUCAAGGAUGGCCUGGGCCAUGGGGAAACCAACCUGCUGGGGCUGGGAGCUACCCAGGGGCCGCCUAUCCUGGGGCCUACCCCGGACAGGCACCCCCUGCCACCUACCCCGGACAGGCACCCCCUGCCGCCUACCCUGGACAGGCACCCCCUGCCGCCUACCCUGGACAGGCACCCCCUGCCGCCUACCCUGGACAGGCACCUCCAGGAGCCUAUCCUGGACAGACACCUGGACAGGCUCCUCCUGGGGCCUACCCUGGCCCAACGGCACCUGCUUAUCCUGGACCAACUGCACCAGGAGCCUACCCCGGGCAACCAAGUGGGCCGGGGGCCUAUCCGGGUGCCAGCCCUGCUGGACCGCUGACUGUGCCUUAUAACCUGGCUUUACCUGGAGGAGUCAUGCCUCGCAUGCUGAUAACAAUUAUGGGUACAGUAAAUCCCAAUGCAAACAGACUUGUUUUAGACUUCAAAACAGGGGAUGAUAUUGCUUUCCACUUUAACCCACGCUUCAAUGAGGCCAACAAGAGAGUCAUUGUUUGCAAUUCAAAGCUGAAUAAUAGCUGGGGACGGGAAGAAAGACAGAUGGCAUUCCCAUUUGAAAGUGGUAAACCAUUCAAGAUACAAGUACUGGCUGAAUCUGACCACUUCAAAGUUGCGGUCAACGAUGCCCACUUGUUGCAGUACAAUCAUCGGAUGAAAAAUCUCAAGGAAAUCAACGCGAUGGCCAUUUCUGGUGACAUCAGUCUUACCAGUGCUUCGCAUACUAUGAUAUAAUCUUAAAGGGGCAGAUGCUUUUUAAAAAAAUGAAAUUGAAUGUAAGCUGUACACAUAAGUUUCAUGCUCACCAUGAGUGAAAAAUUUUGCCUUUGUUCAUCAAAAUCCUUCUUGUAAACCAAUUCCAUUUAAUAAAUAUUCUAAGAGUUACCUGCUUA